Molecule: messenger RNA, 864 nt
Organism: Phytophthora infestans T30-4
Lineage: Eukaryota; Oomycota; Peronosporomycetes; Peronosporales; Peronosporaceae
Product: U3 small nucleolar ribonucleoprotein IMP4
Exons: 3
Coding region: 1-864 (287 amino acids)
Biological process (GO): rRNA processing
Cellular component (GO): Mpp10 complex; nucleolus; small-subunit processome
Molecular function (GO): snoRNA binding; rRNA primary transcript binding
Source: RefSeq, a predicted model, not a curated record
AUGUCUGUCCGGAGGAACGUGCGUCUACGCCGCGAGUACCUGUACCGCAAGGGACUUGAGGGAAAGGAGCGUGCGCUGUAUGAGCACAAGCAACAGCUGAAGGAGGCCAUCCGCAGUGGCAAGGCCAUCCCGACUGAGCUGCGCAGCGUCGAGUCCAAGCUGCGUCAAGAGAUGGAGUAUGAUGACGAGGCCCACGAGAAGCCGCUCAACCACAUCGAUGAUGAAUACAAAAAUGCAGGGAUGUUCGACCCCAAAAUCGCCAUCACCACGUCACGUGACCCAAGCUCGAGACUCAAGCAGUUCGCACAGGAAAUCCGCCUCAUCUUCCCCAACGCCAUUCGCCUUAACCGCGGUGCCCACACUGUUGGAGACUUGGUGGAGAGUGCGAGAUCCAACGACUUUACAGAUCUGCUGUUGGUCACGGAGACGCGUGGUGAACCAGAUGGUCUGGUGGUGUGUCACUUGCCGUACGGACCCACGGCCUAUUUCUCACUGAGUAACACAGUGCUGCGUCACGAUAUUGAAGACCGUGCCACUAUCUCCGAGGCGUAUCCACACCUCAUUAUCAACCAGUUCGAGACGCCGCUAGGAAAGCGUGUUGCCAACAUUUUAAAGCACUUGUUCCCAGUGCCCAAGCCAGACGCCAAGCGCGUUAUUACGUUGUCCAACGACAACGACUUCGUGUCGUUCCGUCACCACGGCUUCAAGGUGACAGGACGGGAGGUGGAGUUGCAGGAGUGUGGCCCUCGCUUCGAGUUGCAGUUGUACCAGGUGAAGCUUGGCACGCUCGACCAGAAGGAGGCUGAGAACGAGUGGGUCUUGCGGCCGUACAUGAACUCUGCUAAGAAGCGUCGUGUGCUGUAG